Mercurialis annua (annual mercury) is the source of this 2988-nucleotide messenger RNA. RefSeq names its product putative cyclin-B3-1. Gene Ontology annotation, cellular component: nucleus; centrosome; cytoplasm. Gene Ontology annotation, molecular function: cyclin-dependent protein serine/threonine kinase regulator activity. Bases 311 to 2599 code for a protein of 762 amino acids. The transcript has 29 exons. Gene Ontology annotation, biological process: regulation of cyclin-dependent protein serine/threonine kinase activity; mitotic cell cycle phase transition. NCBI's taxonomy places the organism in Eukaryota, Viridiplantae, Streptophyta, Magnoliopsida, Malpighiales, Euphorbiaceae. The record is from RefSeq and is a predicted model, not a curated record.
AAAGAAAACCGCUCUUUGUGAAGAUUAGCAACGAAGAGAAAAAUUCAAAAUUCUUUACUAAAAUGAUUAUUAAUUUUGAUCUUUAAUUAAAGUUGUUUGCUACUGAAUUUUAAUUUCGUUAUCAGCACUAUUUUUCAUUCAUUUCUCUGUAUUUCAAAUCCUUACAAAUCUUUACUUGAAGAAUUAUUUUACUUAUUUAGGGUUUUCGGACAAAUUGUUAAGUCAAAUGAGACGUUCUUGAUAAUCAGUUUUAACUGCAUUGUGUAUAUAUAUGCGUUAUCAGCUACAAGUUAAGAAAUAAGGGAUCAAAAUGGUAGCUUCAAAGGGAAAACAUCAAUUGGGAAUCAAUGCAGUCGCUGAGGAUGCCCGGAAAGUUGUUAAGAAUUUUAAAGUUUUCGCAGAUAAUGAAAAGAUUAAGAUUGACGUCGGUAGCCUGAGGAAAACUUUGCCACCUAAAAAGGGAGCUCUUCUGACUGCUGCAAGUGAUUCAAAGGAGGGUUCAAAGUUUGGAGUGAAGAUUAAAGCAAUUGAAGAUGUCAAUAUCAAAAGAAGGCCACUGGCUGAUUUAAGUAAUAAGCAAACUGAAUUCUCAAGGAAUGUUACAUCUGCUGGCUUUAAACCAAUGAGGACAAGUUUGCCACUUACAAAGGGAGCUCUUCUGACUGCUCGAACUGAUUUAAAGGAGGGUUCAAAGUUUGGAGUGAAGAUUAAAGGCAAGUUUGUUAGUUCUGCAAUUGAAGAUGUCAAUGUCAAAAGAAGGCCAUUGGCUGAUUUAAGUAAUAAGCAAACUGAACUCUCAAGGAAUGAUACAUCUACUGGCUCCAAACCAAUGAGGACAAGUUUGCCACUUAAAAAGGGAGCUCUUACUGCCGCAAGUAAUUCAAAGGAGGGUUCAAAGUUUGGGGUGAAGAUUAAUGGCAAGUUUGUUAGUUAUGCAAUUGAAGAUGUCAAUGUCAAGAGAAGGUCAUUGGAUGUUUUAAGUAAUAAGCAAAAUGAAUUCUCAAGGAAUGCUACAUCUACUGGCUCCAAACCAAUGAUUGCUGUGGAUCCAAAUUCUAGGACUGUGUAUAUCCCAUCAAGAAAAUGUUCACCGGGAAGAGCAACCACAAGUCAAAGAUUUAGUUACUUUCAUGCUACAAGAAAAGCUGAUUGUAGGACCAACACUAAGAAUCUUGGUGAUCGAUCUGAAUUUAUUAAUAGCAGGAGAGGUGCAAAGAAUUCACUUGGAUCAAUGAGGAAGUCUCUUCCAGUGUUGACAGGGAACCGGGCAAAUUUUAGUUAUGCAAAGAACAACGAAAAAGGCUUAGAGAAAGCUAAGAGAAAUACGGGGUUAUCUGGUAAGGCUAAAAUGAAUAAGGAUGUAGUACCACAAGUGAGCUCAUGUAGGAACUCCAGCCUGACUAUUGUAGCCAGGGAUGGCUUCAUAUCAAUGGCUGCCAAGAAUCAAACUAAUGUGAGAUCUCAUCACUGGUCUAGGAAAUCUGGCAAGCCCACAGUAAAGACUGCAAUUAGUGUGUCCAAUGGCAAUAGGACUUUAAGAUCCAAGUGCACACUAGCUGCAGGAAAAUUCAACUCCACUGCUGCGAUGGCUUCCAAGAAACAGAAGGAAUCCGAGAGAUCUUCUCUUUUGGAAAAACUUUCUGUAGUGGUUUCCCAUGAGGCCAAUCAUGAACAUGGAUGUGAAAGCAACAACAAUUUACAUUCAAAGAAGUUGGAUGCCGCUGACCGGGGAAAAUCUGGUCGUAGAAGAUCUUAUACAUCUUCACUAAUGGCAAGAUCAAAGGAAGAAGUUUCAUGCAUAGAUGAUUAUGGUAAUCAACUGGAAGUUGCUGAAUACAUUGAUGAGAUCUAUCAGUUUUAUUGGGUUUCAGAGACUGAAAACUUAUCUCUUGCAAAUUACAUGUCAAUUCAGACAGAAAUUACUCCUAAAAUGCGGGGCAUAUUGAUCAACUGGCUGAUUGAAGUACAUCUCAGAUUUGAAUUAAUGUCAGAAACACUUUAUCUCAUGGUCAUACUCUUAGAUCAAUAUCUAUGUCAAAUCCCAAUUAAGAAGAAUGAAAUGCAGUUGGUUGGUCUUACGGCACUAUUGUUGGCAUCAAAAUAUGAGGACUCCUGGCCUCCUAGGAUAAAAGAUUUACUUAGCAUAUCAGCCGAGUCAUAUACAAGAGAUCAAAUGCUUCUCAUGGAGAAGCUUAUUCUUAAGAAACUGAAGUUUCGUCUAAAUGCACCAACUCCUUAUGUCUUCUUGUUAAGAUUUCUCAAGGCUGCUCAAUCUGACCUUGAGCAUGAUCAUUUGGCUUUCUACCUCAUUGAGCUGAGCUUGGUUGAAUAUGAAGUUUUGAAGUUCAAGCCUUCGAUGCUAUGUGCAUCUGCUAUCUAUGUUGCUCGAUCUACAUUGCAAAUAUCUCCAGCUUGGACGCCACUGCUUGUUAAACAUGCACGCUAUGAAGUCUCCCAAAUCAGGGACUGCGCCGAGAUGGUAUUAGGAUUUCAAAAAGCAGCAAGGAAUUCAGAUCUGAAAGUAACAUAUGAGAAGUACAUGAGUCCUGACCUUAGUAGUGUUGCUGCAUUAAAGCCCUUGGAUGAGCUUCCUCUUUGAUGUUUUUAUCUUAUAAGGAGCGAAUCUAGUAAUUGGGGUAAUCCUUGAUAUGGCAGGAAUGAAUCUACCAACUGUUCGAUGUGGGAUUUUACUUACUGAGUAUGAGCCAUUCAAUGCGUGCACUGUGAUUGUUAGAACUCAGUUCCAUCUGGAAGCAAUAGGACUUGGUAUCUUACGUAUCUAUCUAGUUGGAGUAUCCAUCGUUUUUGUAAGCACUUCAUAUUAUAUCGAUGGUAAUAUUUUCUAAAUCUUCUCUAGUAACUACCAUAUCCAAUGUAUAACGUAAUGUCUGCACAUCAGUGCAUUGCAUUGUAGAAGGAAUAUGCCACAUUCAGCACAAUUGAAGUACAUUUGAAAUAUAAAUAUAUUGGAAUCAAUUAGUCUAUUAA